Messenger RNA from Nothobranchius furzeri (turquoise killifish), 5332 nucleotides. NCBI's taxonomy places the organism in Eukaryota, Metazoa, Chordata, Actinopteri, Cyprinodontiformes, Nothobranchiidae. The record is from RefSeq and is a predicted model, not a curated record.
AUUAUCACAUCUUUGCUCAGGCUCAGCUUGUCUAAAGUAUUUUCUCUGAAUUAGUUCUCCAACAGUCAAGGAAAUGAUUAACCCCCAGAGACCCACGGUUGUAACAUUACAACAUCAGAUUUAAGUCUACAAGAAUAAACCUUCCCCAUUUUUUCUUUUUAAAACUACAUUUACAUUGCUAAUAGGUCCUAUUGUUCAGUUCUGCAACACUAUUGACUGUUAAAAUGUGUAAAUAGGCCCGUUUAUCUGGCCUAGAACAACAUGUGAAAGGUUAAAUAAAGAUUUUGCAGUUGUUUUCUAAAUUUGGGUCUCUGGGGGUUAAAAAGCUAAAUAAAACGUCAAGCUCCAUCGUUUAAAGUUCCUUCUCCCUUCUGCCCAGCGGUUCCACGGUUGCUAGGCGACGGAACGUUCGCGGAGGGAGUUCAUGAAGGCUAGGCCUGUCCAAAUUCACAGCCGUUAACAUCCGGUCUACCCGGCCGACGGAGGACGCAGCCCACGUCGGCCGAGUGGGCUGCGUCCUUCGAAGGAUGCAGACCCUGAAUUGAGAGCCCCCACAAUGCCGCUCUAAAAAUGGUCCCAUCCCGGAAGUAAGAAAAAUUGCAGUUCCACCCUCAUCCGCUGGGGGCUGGUGCCAGAAGCGAGCAAAUCCUCUUUGACUCCCAUGUUAAAAAUGCCGAUUUCACAGCAGAAAUAAACAUGUUUACAGCCUGGUGCCAAAACAUGUUUUUUGUCUAAAUUAGCUAGUUUAUACUCAUGACAACUCUGAGGGGGGUGAAUUUUUUUCUCACUCUUCUGUAUUGAAAGCCUAAAAUUCUGUAUAAUUAAUGAGCAUCCGACACACGUGACCGCCGCCUCAGACCCACGUGACCACAGAGCUAGCUCCGUGGAAAGGCCUCAGUACAGCCUCGGCCCCUCCUGGAAGCUGUUUCGGGAUUUUGAGUCUCUGUGCUUGUGAAUUCUGUUUUGGAUAUUAUUGGUGCAAUUGUUGGACAAAAUGACUUGCUGUGGUAUUAAUUGCACUAAUAGAGCGUCCAAGGAGUCUCCACUUCAUUUUUUUCGGUAAGUUAAAAUCUAUAUUCGUAUUUUAUGUCACUGCCACCUUUAAACUAGCUGAGUUUACCGAAGUAGCUAGCUAACUAUCAGUUUAACAUGUAGCAUGUACUGUUUAACCAUGAAAUUUAAAUGUAAAAUACGGUAAAAUAAUUAAUAGGGCAUAUUCAGAUGGGUAAUAUGGUAAAAGAUCAAAAUGGGUUGAAAUAUGACGGAGCGCAAAGAGGGAGACUUCUGUGUCCAUUCUUCCACCCGGUAAUCCCCAGCGGUCAGGCCGGGCAGCCUGGACGAUCCGGCGCCUACUUGCUGCGCCUAGCUGCUGCGCGGUCUGACCGCUCGUGGAGUUUUUCAUGUCUGACUUUAACCGCAUCUAAUACUGUAUUACGGCGUGAGCGCAACAGCGACAACUUAAUAUCGAUGUGUAAGCAGCCUGAGUGGUAGGGUGUUUUCAUCUGAACCCUUAAAAUCUCCAGCAGGCUUGGAGUGACACCUGUGUCCAUUCUUCCAUCCGGUAAUCCCCAGCGGUCAGGCCAGGCAGCCUGACCUGUGCGGCGGCUAGUUUCUGCGCGGGCUGACCGCUCUUGGAGCUCUCAGAGACAGAUCUGACCGGAGAAAUACUGCAGCUCGGUGAGAAGUCUAUAGGGCAUACAGCGUUUCCCUUAAAUCCCACCGCCACGCCGACAAGAUCCCAAGUUUCUUUGUUUUUGUUUGCGCUGUUUACCGAAGAAGCAGCGGGAACUAAUAUGUUGUCGCUUGUGAUCACAGCCGGCGGGUAGCAAGUAUGUACAGUCUAUGCUUUUACCGCUCCCUCCUGCAGUCUUCCCCUAUUAAAAUUUAAAAUGUGUAACUUCAUGUAUUGGGAUGAAUGACUGAUAUUCAUGUUAAACUCAAACGUUAGGUAUUUAGGGGGAAAAAACAAAAUAAUAAACAUUAUACAGAUGUCAAAUAAAUCAAACUGUAAUUAAACUACACUCUUAAAAAUGCUGGGUUAUUUUGCUAACCCAACUGCUGGGUUAAGGCUGAUUUUUAAGCAGUUGGGUCAAUUUAAUACAACAUUGGGUCAAACAUUUUGACCCAGCAUGUUGGGUUAAAAGGGGCGGUAAAAAGAAAGAUCCUCCCCCUCGUCUGUGCCAGCUUCACCAUUUUAAAGUGGAGGAUGACAAGGACUUGCCUCAUUUCCAUGGACCUUCACACCAGCAAUGUUUAAAAAUAAGAUGGAUGAAUUUGUGAAGGACAAACUUCUGGAAUGGAACCUCUCUGAAUACAUCCCUGCUUUUGAAGCUGAAAAGAUUGACAAAGACAGCCUUUUCCUCUUGGAUGCGAACAGCUUGACGACUUUGAUACCUCUCCUGGGUCCACGCCUGAAAAUUCAGAAUAAUUUAAAAAGAUUACUUGAGGUAUGACCAGUGUCAGAGGUCAAAACAGAAUGGGGUACGUGUGCUUUAAAUGUCAUAGGUCUUUAGGUCAUAACAUAAGAGCUUUUUUUAACCAUCUCAGAGUGGUGCAUCAUAUACUUUCUACUUCGACUUAUUUCCAGUGUGCUCAAGUUGGGUGCCAUCGCACUUUUGAUCAAAUAAGAUCAUUCAGACGACACAUAAUUGGGCAUGCUAUUGAGUUUGACAUUGAAACAGAAGAAAGUAGCACAGGUGAACUUCCUGACAGUUCAGUAGAUCCUCAUUUAAGUGUGCUAAAUGAGGUGGAAUGCUGUGAGACUACAGCAGAACAUUGGGAUGAGCUAGAGGAAGACAACAUAAAGGACAGAGUUGCACUCUUCUUAGCUAGGUUAAAGGCAACAUCCUCUCAGACAUUCAGUGGGAUUAGAGAUGUAGUUGAAAACACAUCAGGUCUUAUCAGAGAUGUAGUUGGUUGCUUAAAGAGAAAAACACUCUCUUUUUUAAGAGAGAUCGGUCACUCUGAGACUCCACAAGCAGAGGACCUCAUGGAGCAGUUCACCAAAGCAGCUGAACCAUUUCAAGGAUUUGAAUCAGAGUACAAGCAAAUGAAAUAUUUUACUCAGUCUGGGUUCUUCAUACAGCCAGAGGCAGUACCACUCCCUGGCUUUUCCUUUACACAAGAAAUUGAUCGAGAGUCAGGAAAUGUGAAACAAGUUGCAGUUCGGGACACUUUCCAGUAUGUUCCCUUGAAACCCAUGUUGAAGCUUGUUCUGGAAAGUCCAGGAACAAUAGAUAAGAUCUUUGAAUGGCAAAAUCUUGAAAAUGCUGCCUUAGAGGAUUUCAGAGAUGGCACAAUAUUUGAAACUAAUCCACUUUUCUCUAAAGAUUUCUCUAUUCCAUUGGUUCUUUACAGUGAUGAGUGUGAGAUGGUGAAUCCACUUGGCGCAAAAACAUCAGUCCACAAACUUGGUUUUAUCUAUUUCACAAUGAAAUGCUUGCCACAGGAAUACAUGUCUAGUUUAAAGUCUCACUUCUUGUUGGCAGUGUACAAAGCUGAUGAUGUAAAAACAUAUGGAAUGAACACAAUUUUAGAGCCAAUUGUGAAUGACAUUAAAGACAUGGAACUGAAUGGCUUUCAUGUUGAAACCACACGUUUUUCAGGCAUUGUUAAGGCUGGAGUGGCACAGGUCUGUGGUGAUAACCUUGGACUUAAUGGAAUACUUGGUUACACAGAAAGCUUUGCAGGCAAUAGCGUGUGUCGGUGGUGUCGAGUUCACAAGGAAGUGUUGAGGGUACAGACAGUUGAAGCUCCUUCAUCAAUACGUGACAAGGUUAACUACCACUCAGACUUGCUUCUACACAAACCAGCUGAAACUGGCAUCAAGAGAGAGUGCUCUCUUAACAAGUUGCAGUUCUACCAUGUGACUGACAAUGUUGCUCCUGAUGUCAUGCAUGAUAUCCUCGAAGGGAUUGGUGGUUAUGAAAUUAAGCUUGUGCUCAAUGCAUUGAUUGAACAAAAAAUUGUCACUCUUGAUCAGCUGAACUACAGGUUGACAAGCUUUGACUAUGGAUUUUGUGAUGUCCACAACAAGCCAUCAACCAUCAAACCUCAGGACUUGAAAAAUCCUGAUACUGGACUUAGGCAAUCUGCUUCACAAACAUGGUGUCUGCUAAGACUGCUUCCCCUCAUGAUAGGGGAUUUGAUUCCAGAGGACAACAAAUAUUGGGAGUUGCUUCUUUUAUUGUUGAGCUGCAUGGAGUUUAUUUUUUCUCCUUCAUUAACAGAAGGAGCAGUAGUCUUUUUGGGGCACAUCAUUGAGAAGCACCAUUGUCUUUAUUUAGAGCUCUUCCCAGACAGACAUCUAAAACCCAAACACCACUUCAUGCUUCACUAUCCCAGAGCCAUACGGAAACUUGGGCCUGUUGUUCACUUCUGGUCAAUGCGCUUUGAGGCAAAACAUGGGUUUUUCAAAAGAGUGAGUCAUGUUACCUGCAACUUUCGAAAUAUCUGUAAAACCCAAGCCUACAGACAUCAAAUAAUGAUGUGUUACACUCUCCUGUCAGGCCAGAUGUUUUGCCAUGAGUUUGAAGUUGGGCCAGGAUAUACCAAACUCCUUGGUACAAUAGAGGAUUUUGAGAAGGUCAAAUCUGGGUUUGAAGGAGUUGCUGUUAUUACAGACGUUUAUCUGCCUUCUUGGAUUAAGUACAAGGGCACUAGCUACAGGACAGGAAUGACAUUAUUUAUGUCUCAUACAGAUGACUGCGAGCCUCAGUUUGGAACUAUUCAGAGCAUUGUGGUACUUCGUUCGAAUACUAAGCUCAUUUUAAAAAAGUGGGAAACAAUCGGCUUUGAAAGGCAUUUUUUUUGCCUUCAAUGUUUCCCCUACCUCAGCGAUUGAAGCAGUGGACAUUGAUUCCAUUGCUGACUAUCACCCUCUCCAUGCUGUGAAAUCCUACAAGGAGAAUUGCAGUGACUUCUACAUUUCACUGAGGUACAGGCUAUUUUAAACCCAAAGGGUUUUAAGUACUGUCUUGAGCUUUGACCUGGUACUACCUCAUUUUUGUGACAAAUAAAUGUAAAUACAUUCAAAUCAUUAAAAUAUUUGAUUAAAAUCAAUAUAACUGUGGAGCUGCAUAUCAGCUUUAUCAUCAUCACUUUUGAUUCAAGCCCUAAACAAACGGAGUCUGUUUGUGCACCAGCUGACAAAUUGCAGCACGUGGCUCCUGUCCAGGGUGGAACAUCAUUUUCCACCCUCGGAAUCAAAGGCAUUGCUGGCAUCAUCAGUAGUGGAGCAGUUUCCAUGUCUAAAGGACAGUCUUGGCACAGGCUAUGAUGCGUGGUUCACCCCAGGAAGGAAACAUAGACCUGCAACAGGAUUCCUAGAGGA